UCAAACCCAAAAACAAACAUUUGAAAGGCUUUCAAGAUUCUAAUAGAAAAUACCCAAAUAAUAGAGACAGCAUCAAGGAAUUCAGUAUUCCUUUUUAAUUAUAACAAGGCCAUAAAAAGCAGCAACCGUGGAUUCUAAAUCGUUCAUAAACUACAACACUGACAUGAGUUUGCCAACAGAUUUCGGCCCGGAUUCAGGAGGCCGGGUGAAGGGUUUAGUCAUAGUAAAACCGAUAGUGUACGGUAACAUAGCAAGAUAUUUUGGCAAGAAACGUGAAGAAGAUGGUCAUACGCAUCAAUGGACUGUUUACGUGAAGCCCUACGCGAAUGAAGAUAUGUCAGUGUAUAUAAAAAAGAUCCAUUUCAAGUUACACGAAAGCUACGCAAACCCAAAUAGGAUAGUGACUAAACCACCGUACGAACUCACGGAAACGGGUUGGGGCGAGUUUGAAAUAGUUAUUAAGAUUUAUUUCCAUGACCCUAAUGAAAGACCCGUCACCUUAUACCACAUCCUGAAGCUGUUCCAAUCCCCAGUGACGGAAGGCAUGCCACAAGUCGGCCGAGCGUUAGUGAGCGAGUCAUAUGAAGAGAUUGUGUUCCAAGAGCCAACACAGUUGAUGCAACAUCUGCUGAAUAAUGUUAAACCAAUUACCAAUGGCCCUUGGACUCAUGAUACGGAUUUUGAAGAGAAGAAAGAAAAGACAUUAGAAAAGAUUGUAGCAGCUCAAACAGUAGUAAGGAGUGAGAUCUCUGAAUUGAAAGAGAAACUCCAUCUUGCAAAAGAAACAAUUUCUAAAUUCAAAGAGGAAAUUGCGAAGAUACAAAAUAACCCUGCGGCAAAUUUAUUAUCAGUAGUUUAAAUAUUUUAAGUAGAAUUUAUUUAUUCUAAAAACUGACUCAUUUUUACAAAUAUGAAUUGAUAAGUAUUAAAAUUAGGAAGGAACUAGUUAGAAACAAUAAGGAACUAGUAGAAACAAUAUUAGAAACCAAUCUUAAUAUAAGUCUCAAAAAUAGCUUAAUAAAAACUUAGUAAUAAGUUGUUUACAGAAAUGAAAAAGCUAAUAAAAAUAACAUAGACAAAAAUAUAAAUUGGAAUUAAAAUUUACUUCCAUAGAGAAUAGUUGUAAUAAUGUGAAAUGUAUAAUUUGAUUUUUAUUAGUCUCAAGGUUUCCGCCCGCGGCUUCGCCUGGCAGACAAAGAAAAACCCGCAUAGUUCCCGUUCCCUUUGGAUUUUCGGGAUUGCGU
Colias croceus (clouded yellow) is the source of this 1244-nucleotide messenger RNA. It is a transcript of the gene Gas41, whose product is annotated as YEATS domain-containing protein 4. The record is from RefSeq and is a predicted model, not a curated record. Lineage: Eukaryota; Metazoa; Arthropoda; Insecta; Lepidoptera; Pieridae. Bases 164 to 859 code for a protein of 231 amino acids. The transcript is spliced from 4 exons. Gene Ontology annotation, biological process: regulation of DNA-templated transcription.